This is a messenger RNA of Cololabis saira (Pacific saury), 4865 nucleotides long. RefSeq names its product collagen alpha-1(XIII) chain-like. The record is from RefSeq and is a predicted model, not a curated record. Bases 55 to 1779 code for a protein of 574 amino acids. Lineage: Eukaryota; Metazoa; Chordata; Actinopteri; Beloniformes; Belonidae. The transcript is spliced from 39 exons.
CCUGGACGAGCCGGCUUUCCGGGCGGCAAAGGAAGUUUGGGAAUUCCUGGAAGAAUGGGCUUAAAGGGACACCCAGGGGAGAAGGGUGCACCAGGAGAGCCGGGUCUCUCCAUCAUCGGACCGCGAGGACCUCCCGGACAACCUGGCACGAGAGGAUUUCCAGGCUUCCCGGGUCCUAUUGGGUUGGACGGCAAGCCUGGGCAGAACGGACAAAAGGGAGACAUGGGGCAGCGUGGAGCUAAAGGACUCCUGGGGGAACCAGGACUCAAAGGCGAGAAGGGUGUCUGUGGAGACUACACACACCGGAUGUUGCCCAUCACCGUGCGCAACAUGCCCGCAAUAAGCCCUCUAAUCUUAAAACGCCUCAAGCAGGGUGAACCUGGAGCUCAAGGACCCCCAGGACCUCCAGGACCCCCGGGGCUUCCAGGUAACCCGGGCUUCGAUGGAGCCAGUGGGCCUCCGGGUAAGCCUGGGGAGCCGGGCAAACCAGGAAAAGACCCCCGGCUUUUACCAGGACUGAAGGGUGAGCCGGGAGUUCCUGGACAAAAGGGGGACAGAGGUGAUGUCGGCUCAGCAGGCCCUGAAGGCCCAAAGGGACAUGAAGGGAAGAGGGGUCUCCCAGGAGACACGGGAGGCAAGGGAGAAACAGGUUUCCCAGGUGCUCCUGGGUUGAAGGGCCAGGCUGGAAUCCCUGGUAUACCUGGCAUCCCUGGCAAGAGGGGCUACAGGGGGGAGAGAGGAGAGCCGAGCCUUCCGGCUCCAGGAAUCAAAGGAGAGCCAGGUUCACCGGGACAGCCAGGCUUAAUGGGAUCCAAGGGCGACAAAGGUGACCGGGGAGAUAAGGGAGAGGACGGUCCUGAAGGCCCAGUCGGAUCAAGAGGUCCUCCAGGCCCAACUGGGGAGCCAGGAAGGGCUGAAAUCCAGAGCAAUGAAAAUUAUAUCCGCAACAUACCCCUGAUGGGUCCCCCUGGAUUACCUGGACCUCCCGGCUCGCCUGGAGGCCCUGGUUCCAAGGGUGAAGUCGGUCUACCUGGUGCUCCUGGACUGGAUGGAGAAAAGGGACCCAGAGGAAAGCCCGGAGAGCCUGGUCCUGGAGGCCCAGCUGGUCCCGAAGGUCCCAGAGGAGAGGGUGUCAUGGGCUCACCAGGACCCAAGGGGGACAAGGGAGACAUGGGUCCAUCUGGAUCAUCUGGUUUAGAUGGGCCUACGGGUGAAAAGGGGACUACGGGGUCCCCGGGCCCUAUUGGAUUACCUGGCAUCAUGGGUCCCAAAGGUGAAGCUGGAGACGGAGGGAGGUCCGAGCUGAUCUAUGGUCCCCCGGGGCUCCCAGGACCUCCCGGACCAGUCGGCCCUGCAGGAUCUCAAGGAUCUUCAGGGCCCAAGGGAGAGCCGGGCAUAGGUAUCAAAGGAGAGAAGGGAGCCACGGGCCAGAAGGGGGACAAGGGGGACAGAGGGCAUCUUGGACUCCCAGGGGCUCAUGGGUUAGACGGCAGACCCGGUGCAGUGGGUCUAAUAGGACCAGCGGGCGUCUCAGGACCAGCCGGACCAAAGGGAGAGAGAGGUGAAAAGGGAGAUGCAGGUUUUUCAGGACCAAUUGGGCCGCAAGGCAUCCCUGGUUUAGUAGGACCACACGGACUCAAAGGAAACCGGGGAGAGAGGGGCAAGAAAGGCAACAGGGGGGCCAAAGGGGAUAAGGGAGACCAAGGAGCACCUGGAUUAGAUGCCCCCUGUCCGUUGGGAGACGACGGCUUACCUGUACCAGGGUGUUGGAAUAAAUGACGAUAACUUUGGAAUGGCUUGUGUGAUUGUACAUAGGAUAUUUAUUUUUUUACUUGUCCUAUUCUGCUAUACAUGGAAAACGUUUUUUAAUCCUGAAAAGAUGACAAAAAAAUGUUUGUACAGAUUGUUUAUUUUAAUACUUAUAACUGUGCUUAUGUAAUGGAUUUUUUUUAACAUUUAUGCAUUAUUUUAAUAUGAUUGGAAAAAUGAACAGUUCUGAAGUGGAUACAUAUGCAUGAUAUUUGUGCAUAAUGUGAAGUGGAUAAUGCCUAUUAACUUAUUGCAUUAUGUCGUUUUAUUCUGAUGUAGUAGACCACGCUGCACUGACUUGUGGGGCUGGAAAGAUUAUUUUUGCUUUUGAAAUGUCUUAGUUGGACUCUCCUCUUAGUGAUGAAGUGUUUUAAAAACCAGAGUUUCAAUGUUACAAUAUGGUUGCUUUUUGACAGAAGUUUGAGCAUUUUAAACAUGUGUUCAUAUUAUGAAGAUCAUACUUUACAGACCAGAUCUGAGACUUUCGUCAAAGUAAAACAGUUUUAAAUGCAAUGCAGGUCCAGAAGAGUUUAUUCUAAAUAUCAGAAGCCAUGGUUGUAAAUGACAGUGUAAUGUUCGUGCAUAAGGUCUGACACUGAGUUCAAUCAAAUGAAUAAUUACAUGACACCAAUCUCAGCCCAUGAUAUGUCUAUAUUUCCAUACCGGAGUAUUAUCACUUCUACAAUGAAUUCCCCACAAUAUUUCGUGAACCCUUUGGAAUUAACAAGUUUCCAGCUUGUGGACACCCAGCUUGACAUUAUAAUGUAGAUGUUGCAUUUUUGUUUCUUCAGUCCACGAAAUAUUUUCCAAGCAAUAUUGCAGAGCGUCAUGGCUUCCUCCGUGACGGUCUGCCAUGGACAUCCUGCCUUGUUCUAGUUGUCCAAUCACUUAAUAAACUAUACUUUAAAGCAGCACUAUGUAACUGUUCCAGCUUAAUCUAAUAUUUCAUCAUCAUCAUUGUGAUGGAACAUCAACUUCCAACAGGUUUAAUGAACCUCUGUCAUGGUCUGAGGGGUCUGUAUCUCCUUCACUGGCACUAUGUAACUUUGAGGAGCAUGGUAGGAACCCUGCCACACUAAAAAACUACACAUUUUUACGGCUUUGACUGCUUUACGGCAUACGUCACUUCCCCCUCCUUCCCCAUUCGUAGUCCAGACCAAAGCUGGAGCAGAGCUCAGCAGAAGCUGGUAUCAUGGCCCAAGCAGCGGAAAAACCCAAGAAAAUAAAAGUUUUAUCGGAGGAGGCAAAAAACAGACAGAAACAGAAUAAUAAUAGUGAUCAUAAAAUUGUGUAAUUUGCAAUGAGGAAGCUUUAUAAAAUAAGAAUACAAUUGAAUAGAAUUACAGCACUAGAGGAAAGAAUGCAAUGCAAAGAAAAUGUAUAGAACAUUUCUAGUAUUUUUCCUGAGAACUGUAAAAUUGUGCAGGGCUGAUCUGCAAAACAUUCAGUUAUUCACAGGUUAUAAAGUAUGUUUUUAUUUUGUCAGUAAGUAUGUUGGACUAGCGUAUGAGUUUGUGGUUUGGGAGCAUUAUCUGCUGAAACAGGACGGGGGGGCGGGGGUGACUUCACUAAUAAAACCAUGUUGAACUUAGUGAUUUUCAACAUCGUCAUAUUAUAUUGUUUAGCCAAAAAUAGAUACAUUACCUCUUCACUAUCAAUCCUGCAAACGACUGCUGAAAACAGAAAAGUAGUUUUGGAAGUCCGUCCCGUCUUAUUUCAUUCACUAUCAAAACAAAUGCAACAAAUAUCACCUCAAGAAAUCUUUUUUGAUGUAGAAUAAGAUUUUAAUUCUAAGGGGUUCACGUAACAUUUCUUGUCACUGUAGAGGUCGUUUCAAGUAAAUAUAUGAAAAGCUUUCUAGGCCCAUCUCUACAAGAAUGUGAUAAUCACCAUAAGUUCUAUAGUUCUGGCAGAUUUUUGGCAAGUUUUCAUGGCAUAAUUAGCACCCAGCUGGCCAUGUUGAUCAAACUCCAAGUGGGGAUGAAACCGAGACUUAUGCAGAAGGAACAUUAUAGCUGUUUCUUUCUCGAGAUAUUACUGUGCAGGCACAGUAAACAUAUAUUACUACGUUUUAGUUCUGUUCCAGGUUCUGCAUUGGCUUUAAUGCAUAAUAUAUAGAUACAUAUGCAAAUUUGAACUUUCCUUAUCCAUCCCUAACUUAAAAUACCCUGAAGUCUUAAAUCAGUAUUUGCUUAAUAAUGAUAAUAAUAAUAAAGGUCAAAGUGAUCAUUUUCUCCAGAUGAUCAGUCCUUAGAAGCUAAUUUAAGAUGAUCUCUCUGCUUCAACAAGCAGCAUUGAGUUGGUGAGGCACUAAAUAUUUAAAGAAAAGGACAAAAGAACAUUUUAUAUUUUUUAAAGUUGCUCUAGCACUCACUCCCUCCCUACAUGUGGUUUCUGAGACUCUGGCAUUCAUUGGUCGUGAUGAGGAGAUUAUCAACCAAGAUCGUUUCAUCAUUUCAACAUCCAGACACAAAAACUAAAUGUUUGGUUGCACAGCAGGAAUGAAACCUUUAAAUUAGAUCUUUACGGUUUCAGCCUUGUGUAAAUGGUCUUAGAUUGCAUGUGCAGCUGACUCCUGCUUCACGACCGCCCGGUUCCAGGCUAACUGCAGUAUUUGUGGACAGUUAGCCGCUCUAACGCGGUAUGUGUGGAUGGAAACACUUGCUGCUCGUCCUUGCAUGCUGCUGCAUUCAUCACAAUGGCUCGUCCAUUUUUGAGAAAAGAUGUAACCUUCUUGGAGAACGAAUACGGUUCCUCCGUUAAGCCAAGAACUCUACGUCCACAAGUGUUUCGAUGAAGACGCUGUGCUCUUUAAGCUAACCUCAUUUACUUCCCCCCUGUAAUUCAGUCUUGAAGGAAUGAAGGAACUGAGCGGAGUGAAGCUUGGUCCAUGAUGCUGCUGCUCUGUUUGUCUUGUUCUGCCUGUUUGAUGUUGCCAUGAGAUUUGAUUUGUAGUUCUUGGCUCGUUUUGUCAUACUGAUCUACUUACUAGUGUUAAACAUGCCAAAAAUCAUUGUUUUGAAAGUGACAAUCACAAUUAAAUGUACUUUUCUGAG